UUGGUCGCCUUUGCCUUUGCAGUCUUUUGCUUGCUCCCCUCUGCUGUCUCUGUGAACACUUGUUCUCCCUUCCCCACUCGCUCUUCCCCACUCGCUCUUCUCCACCAUCACAUCUCCACAAUGCUGCCCUCAAGAUCAAGAUCUGGGCCAAAUGAGUCCCCCAUCAGCAAGGGCAGGCCGAGCACGCCCUCCUCCAACCACCGCACGUCCACGCCCUCCUCCAACCACCGCCCCUCGACGCCUUCCUCCAACCACCGGCCAUCCACCCCAGGCGGCUCCAGGAGGAGCAGCGUCGGCACGCCAUCCACGCCGCGCUCGCGCACCAGCGGUGGCCCGUUCAAGUCCGAACCAAACUCGCCGCCGUCGGCCGCCCAGAAUGCGCGGCCGCGGCUCUCGUUCGACCGGUCCCCAAGAUCCGCGGACUCCAAGCCCGUCGUUGAGCGCAGGGUGCCCAAGAUCGGCACGCCUCCCGAUAAGCAGCCGCGGAGGGAGGUCGAAUUGCAGGCGCGACUUGAGUCCGUCCAGGAGGACCUGAAGAAGGCCAAGGAUCAACUGGCCUUCAUUGUGGGUGAGAGGGACCGUCUUGUCGGGGAGCUGAACGAAGCCAAGAGAGUGGCUGAUGAGACACAUGAGAAGCUCCAGGAUGCGCUCAUGGCCAAGAGGUGGGCUGAGGAGGCCACCGAGAUUGAGAAGUUCCGGGCGGAUGAGCUCGAGCAGGCAGGCAUCGAUGAGGCGCAGAGGCGUGAGGAGGAGUGGCAGAGGGAGAUUGAGUGUGUGCGUGGGCAGCACGCAGCGGACUUGGAGACGUUAGUCAACACAACGGAGGAGUUGGAGAGGCUUAGGCAUGAUCUUUCAAUGGCGAACGAGGCCAAGAAGGCGGCGCUUGGCCACGCUGACGAUGCAAUGAAGAUUGCUGAGGUCAAUGCGGAGAAGGUGGAGAUUCUCUCAAACGAAGUUGUGCGCUUGAAAGGAUUGCUUGAUUCGAGUGCAGCAAACGAAGAGAGUAAAAACCGUGAAACUGAGGUUCUUGUCAAGAAUCUGGAGUCUGAAGUUUCAUCUCUGAAAGGCAAACUUGAGGAGGCAAAAAUCAUUGAGGGGAGGUUGGCUGAGGCAGAAAAAUUGAUGGAGGAGUUUAAGUCAGAGAUCGCGGAUGCACAGAAGGCUGAGACAGACAUCCGUCAGCAGUUGGAAGAAUGGAAAGAGAAGGCAGGAUCACUUGAAAUGAAAUUGGAGGAAGUUACUUUAUCUGAGAAGUUCAAAAGUGACUCUCUUGCAUCUACAACUGAAGAGUUAGACAAGAUCCAGUCUAUUUUGCAGGAUAGAGAAUCAGAGAUUGAAGUUCUCAAGGGAAAGACAACUGCCUUGGAAAUUGAGGUGGCAAGACUUUUAACGGAUGUAAAUGAUACCAAUGAGCACUUGGAUGCGUCACAGCAAGAGGUGUUUGGACUGCAGACAACAAUAGAUGUUCUGAGGAACAAGCUUGAGGCUGCGGAACAAGCUGCUUCAGAGGCUUUGAACAAUGAGAAGACUGCGGACAUGAAGAUUGAAGUUCUGACCGAUGAGAAAGCCAAGCUAAUUAGGGAGCUGAAUGAUGCUAGAGAUAGAGAAGAGAAAGAGAAAAGGGCAGUGGAGGAUCUUACUGCUGCAUUGAAUGAGGCAUCUUGCGAAGCACAGGAAGCACACAAGAGGUUUCAGGAGAAAGAAGAUGAUUACGAGCAUGCUCUUGCACAGAUUGGUGAUCUGAAGAUGGCUUUAAAGAGUGCCAAAGAGAGUUAUGAAGUAAUGCUUGAUGAGGCAAGCCAGGACAACGCUUGCCUAAGGAAAACCGUUGAGAAACUGGAGGCUGAGGUGAGCAAGUACAGAGAAGAAUGUGAAUCUAAGGAGCUUGACAUUAUCACGGUAAGCAAGCAGUCUGAACAAGAAAUUCAAGCUCUUAAAGUAGAAGCAGACCAGGUAGUUGCGUCACUGCGAGGAGCAGAGCAUGAGCUUCAAGUUGUCAGCAAGGAGAAAGAGAGGCUUCAAGAGAAACUGAUGUACAUGAAAUCAGCGGUUGCCGAAGCCAACGAGGCUGUACAGGAGGCAAAGACCGAGAAGGAGAGGCUUCAAGAGAAACUGAUGUACACAGAGUCAGCUGUUGCUGAAGCCAACGUGGCUGCGCAAGAGGUUAAAGCUGAGCGAGAGAGGCUUCAAGAGAAACUGAAAUACACAGAGUCAGCGGUUGCUGAAGCUGACAAGGCUGCGCAAGAUGCGAAGGCUGAGAGUUUGCAACUGAAGGAGAGGUUACUUGACAAAGAGAAUGCAUUGCAGAGCAUAACCCAAGAGAAUGAUGAAUUCAGGAUGCGAGAAGCUGAUGCCAUGAAGAAAAUAGAUGAAUUGUCUGCUUUGCUUGCUGAAGCCAUGACAAAGAAGCAUCCUGAAGAGGAAGAGAAGCUAGUGGUCGUUGAUGAGGCGCACAAUUCUGUGCGCGAAGAAGAUGCCCCUUCAGUUGCCGAAAAUGAAGACACGGAAGGAGGUGACGGUAAAAAACUGAAGCUGGACAUCGAUGCUGUCAAUGGGGACUCUAAUGGGGACAUGUAUCAUGAAGAGAAAGAUGGCGCUGGGGUUGAGAAAGAGUCAGUGAAAACUGAGUUCACCUUAAAGGAGAGCAUGAAAGUUGUCGAGAAGAAAACGGCGACAGACAAAAAACAAGAAACUGAAUCAUCCAAUGAUGAAUUAGACUCCAAGAAGGAGGAUAGCGGCACUGAGAAUGCAAAUGGGACGACAGUAUCUGAUGAUACGAGUAAAGUGGCAAUGUCUCCGACAAAACAGCAGCAGCAACAAAAAAAGAAUAAGCCUCUGCUAAAGAAGUUUGGGAGCUUACUGAAAAAGAAAAACAGCAAGUAGCCGAGCACGCCUGUACUAUUAGUGUUAUUUCGAUAUGUCUUUGUUUUUUUGUUUGACGAGGUGUAUUGUACCUGUGAUUGCAGAA
Phragmites australis (common reed) is the source of this 2968-nucleotide messenger RNA. Its product is annotated as WEB family protein At5g16730, chloroplastic-like. NCBI's taxonomy places the organism in Eukaryota, Viridiplantae, Streptophyta, Magnoliopsida, Poales, Poaceae. Gene Ontology annotation, biological process: reciprocal meiotic recombination. The transcript has 3 exons. The record is from RefSeq and is a predicted model, not a curated record. Bases 121 to 2883 code for a protein of 920 amino acids.